CAUCAACAUGGCUUUAUAUUCGCUUAAACCAAUAAUUCCCACUCUUCUCCUUAUUCUGCUCAAUUUUAUCUUUCUUGUAGAAGCUACUGCUACCAGUACUGUUACCUCUCCAAAAAAAAUCCAUGACGUACUCUGUAUCGAAAGUGAGAAACAAGAACUUUUGAGUUUCAAGCAAGACCUUGUUGAUCCCAUGAAUAGGUUAAGUUCUUGGGUUGCCAACGGAGAUGACUGCUGCAAAUGGACUGGAAUUGUUUGUGACAACAUCACAGCCCAUGUCACACACCUCCGACUUGCUAAUCCUCUGAUCUCUUAUGAUUUUCUUUAUCAUGAGGUGACAAGUAAAUAUAAUGGUGCAUUAAGUGGCAAGGUAAAUCCUUCCAUACUUAAUCUUACAUAUCUUACUCACUUAGACUUGAGCUACAAUGAUUUUGGGGGAACUCAAAUUCCCAGCUUCAUGGGUUCUUUGAUGAGUUUGAAAUAUUUAAAUCUCACUCGAACAGGAUUUGAGGGAAAUAUCCCCUACCAACUUGGAAAUCUAUCGAGUUUGAGCCAUCUUAUUCUUUACAGUGAUUAUGUUAUUGGCUAUUAUCGUGACAAAUUAUAUGCUGAUAAUCUUCAUUGGUUGUCUUAUCUUUCUUCACUAGAAUAUCUAGAGAUGAGAGUGAAUCUUAGUGCAACAUCUGAUCAUUGGCUACUCUCAAUAAACAAAAUCCCUUCUUUGAUGGAAUUACACUUGUCAUCUUGUGAACUCACCAAUAUCCAUCAGACAUCUGAUGUUAAUUUCACAUCUCUAAAGGUUCUUGAUAUUUCAUUCAAUAAUUUUAACUCUUUGAUGCCAAAUUGGAUUUUCAAUCUCAGUAGGCUUGUCCAUCUUGGUCUUGGAGGAUAUGAUUUUGAAGGCCCACUUCCCAAUAGUCCUCCUAAGAGCUUGUCUACUCUAAAAUACCUUGAUGUUUCUUAUGGCAAUCUUAAUUCUUUGCCAAACUGGUUUUUUGGUCUUAAAAAUAUGGCCAAACUUUUACUUGGUGGCAACAAUCUUGAUGCUUCAAUUGCAUGCCAUUUCCAUAACAUGACCAUUCUAAAAUAUUUUGAUAUAUAUGGGAAUAACUUUAACUCCACCAUUCCCAGAUGCCUUUACAGUCUUAAAAAUCUUGAAAUGAUGAGACUUAGCUCAAAUCAUUUGCACGGAGUCGUAUCAAAUGCCAUUGAAAAUCUAACUUCUAUGUUUUAUCUUGACCUAUCAUAUAAUGCCUUAGAAGGAAAAAUACCGCCAUCUAUGGGAAGUUUAUCCAAUUUACAAAUUAUUUCUUUGAAUGAAAACAAAUUUGAGGGAGACAUUUCAGAUGCCCUUGAAAGUUUGAUUGGUUGCAACCCAAAAAGAAUUACAUCGUUGAGUUUGGGUGGAAAUUUUUUUUCUGGUCAACCAAAAGAUGACACCAUUGAGAUGUUUGAAAAUCUAACCUAUCUUUCUCUUGCACGUAAUAUGCUUUCGGGUCUCAUUCCUCGUUCCCUUGGGAAACUAUCAGCGUUGAUGUUUCUAGAUAUUGCUGGGAACCAAUUCAAAGGAACUUUGCUUGAAAGUCUCGGAUCUCUCUCUACCUUAGAAGCACUCUAUAUCUCUAAUAAUCUUUUGGAAGGUGUUGUCUCAGAAAUUCACUUUGCCAAUCUCACAAACCUGAUAUAUUUAGAUGCUUCUGGAAAUUCACUGACACUAAGAGUGAGUCCUUAUUGGAUUCCACCCUUUCAGCUUUCAGAUAUAUGUUUAAGAUCUUGGAGCCUAGGCCCCCAAUUUCCAAACUGGCUCAAAUCACAAAAGUAUUUACAGUUCCUGGACUUGUCCCAAACUGGAAUUUCAUUUGCCAUUCCCAAUAGGUUUUGGAAAUUAUCAACCAAUUUUUGUUACUUGAAUCUCUCCCAUAACCAAAUAAGUGGGGGUAUUCCUGAUAUGCAUUUUAAUUCUAAAUAUAUUUGCAUGAUAUACUUGAGUUCCAAUAAGUUUGAGGGUCAUUUAUCUCGUAUAUCUUCUUCUGUAACAGAGCUAGAUCUUUCCAAUAAUUCCUUAUCAGGGGAUACUUCCCAUCAUUUGUGUGGUGAACCAAAUGAUGGGCCAAAUAAAUUGACUAUUCUUCAUCUUGGGGACAAUGCUUUGUCAGGCAAUAUUCCUGAUUGUUGGAAGUACUUGCCAUCACUAGAAGUGAUAAAUUUGAGUAAUGCUAAUUUGACUGGGCAAAUUCCAAAGUCCAUAGGAUCUCUACAUAGACUGAAAUCAUUGCACCUUCGUAAUAAUACCCUUUCUGGAGACAUACUUAUGUUCCUUCAAAAUUGUACAAUGUUAAGUGUCAUCGACAUUGGUCUAAAUAACAUUGUGGGAAGUCUACCCAAAUGGAUAGGAAUUAGUCUUCCCAAUCUAAUGUUUCUUGGCUUUCGUUCAAAUAAGAUGAGUGGGAUGAUUCCAUCUGAACUUUGUCACCUUAACAAACUUCAGAUUUUGGACAUCGCUUAUAACAAUUUCUCUGGAACCAUACCAAGAUGUUUCGGAGAUUUUAAAGGCAUGAUUAAUAAAUCAAGUUUGAGUGGUCAUUUAAUCUCGUAUUCUUUUUAUACGGGUGUGUUCAUGGAAAAUGCAAUUGUGGUGAUGAAAGGAAGGGAAGGUCAAUACAACACCAUCCUAUCAUUGGUGGCUAGCAUAGAUCUUUCAAAUAACAAUUUAUCAGGAGACUUCCCAAUACAGCUCACAAAUCUCCAUUCAUUACAAUCUUUGAAUCUGUCAAGAAACUCUCUCCAAGGAAGCAUUCCUAAUCAAAUAAAAGAUAUGGAUAUGUUGGAAUCUCUUAACCUCUUAAUGAACCAACUGUCUGGUGUCAUUCCUCCAAGUUUGUCAAGUUUAACUUUCUUGAAUCACUUAAACUUGUCAUACAACAACUUUUCAGGAGAAAUUCCCACAAGCACCCAACUACAGAGCAUGGAUCAAUCUUACUAUAUUGGGAACCAACUUUGCGGACUUCCACUCCUGAAAAAGUGUAGAGAAGAUCAUGAGAUAACACCUAAUGAUGCAAGUACUGAAGAUGAAGAAGAAAAAUACUGGUUUCGAUUGGGUAUAGCAGUCGGAUUUGGCGUUGGCUUUGCGGGUGUCAUUGGUCCUUUGUUGGCCUGUGGUUUAUGGAGACGUGCUUACUUUUGGUUCUUCAACGAGUAUAUGUGGUACAAGAUUGAGGAUUGCUUUAUCAGAGUAAGGUACAAGCUGCAAAAUUAGAAGGCUCAAUCAUGUUUUAUGGCUUUAGUAAUAAGAUAUAGCUUUGUUCAUUUUCUCGUUUGCCUUAUGACCAAAGACUCAUCACUCUUUUUGUUCAACAUUUUGAUUUAUUUUCUGGUAGUUUGUUCUAUUUUUUUUUUUUUUUGGAAUCAAUUAAGUUGUAAUGAUUGUUUUCUUGUUUUGUUUUGUGAAAUAUAUUGGGGUAUUAUAAUAUUGAAAGGUACACCAUUUUGUUUUGUGGCUACCAAACUUCUCUUACAACAAA
Molecule: messenger RNA, 3518 nt
Organism: Humulus lupulus (European hop)
Lineage: Eukaryota; Viridiplantae; Streptophyta; Magnoliopsida; Rosales; Cannabaceae
Product: receptor-like protein EIX2
Exons: 1
Coding region: 8-3253 (1081 amino acids)
Molecular function (GO): protein binding
Source: RefSeq, a predicted model, not a curated record